AUGUCUUCUGCUCCACGAAGCCGCCCCCAGACUCCGGAUCGGCGAGCGGUCGACCUGGACCCCAGUAUGUGCAGAAGCGUCUUCUGGGUGAGCAACGUGCACUGCUCCUCGUGCGUGUCCUACGUCAUCGAGGUUCUGUCGGAAAUCCCAGGAGUCAAAGACAUCGAUGUUUCGAUUCUGACACACGAGGUGCGCGUCGUCCACGGAAUCACGACGCGGCCCUCCGACCUCGCCACUGCGCUGAUCCAGGCAGCCUUUGAGGUACACCAUGCGACGACCUACGAUGAACGGGGAACGAUUGUUGCUGACCUGGACACCGCAACCUGGAACCCUCGAGGCUCGGCGCUCUUCUCAACGCCUCGGACCUCGUACUCCAGCCUCUCUUCCAAUAUAAAAGAGAGACUUCAGACUAGAGAGAAGCGACAUAUCGCCAAUUGUGAUGCCUGCAAAAAGGAAGAGGCUGCAAGCUGCUCGGAGACAGAGACGGGGACUCUCUCAGAGAAAUCCCCUGCUGCCUUGUGGGAAUCGCCAAAGCCAGCCCAGGGCCCAAAGGCACUAGACUCGACUCCGGAGCAUCCAAUAUAUGAAGACCCGUUGUCGGUUGAUACCUCUGAAACUCAGGUAGAGCUCGAGGCCCCCUCAUUACCUACCGAUAAAUCCCCAGCAGCAUCUGUGGACGAGUUCAAUGCGCGGAUCAGCAUUGGGGGCAUGAGCUGUGCAUCAUGUGUCAACAGCAUCACCGGCGAGCUCCGGGGUCUUGAUUUCGUCAAGGAAAUCGCCGUCAAUCUCCUCACCAAUAGCGCGACAGUGAGAUAUAUCGGUCCUCGAGAGAACAUUGACAAGAUUAUUGAGCACAUCGAAGAUAUCGGAUUUGAAGCCUCUCUCGAUGAAGCGAAUCCGGUUCCAAAAGACGAACUCUCCCCGGGUUAUGUCAGUGAGAUCGCCAUAACUGGUAUGACUUGUGGUUCUUGCGUUGGGACCGUUUCUCGCGGGCUGGAAGAACUGCCCUUUAUCCGCGAUGUCUCUGUGAAUCUGCUCUCGCACAGUGCGAGGGUGGAGUUUGAGGGGCGGGAAAACCUCGAUGAAAUUGUGGAAAAGAUAGAAGAUCUGGGCUACGACGCUGCAGUCAACAACAUCCAGCCACUGAAAGAUAACAAGGACUCUACUGCCGUCCAGGCCAGAACUAUCUCCAUUCUAGUCGAUGGAAUGUUCUGUCAUCACUGUCCCGAAAAGAUUCUGGCGUCCAUCGAGGAAUCGCUCCCAGACGUCACGGUGGAAGAAACGUUGUGCGAGAAUAACCCCAUCCUCAAAGUUACCUAUAUGCCGCGGUCACCUUCCCUCACAGUUCGCACGAUCAUCUCGACCAUCAAUUCCGCAAAUGACGCUUUCGCCGCCAGCGUCUAUCACCCACCCAGCAUCGAAGAACGCUCGCGCGCGAUCCAGCAUCAUGAGCGACGCCGAUACCUUACUCGGUUGCUCUUUACGUUUGCCGUGGCAAUCCCGACAUUCCUUAUUGGAAUCGUGUUCAUGUCUUUGGUUUCGUCGCAAAACACAAGCCGACAGUAUCUGGCACAGCCUAUGUGGUCCGGCAGUGUGAGCCGCACGGAAUGGGCCCUCUUCAUCAUGGCAACACCCGUCAUGUUCUAUGGCACAGAUGUGUUUCACACCCGGGCUAUGAAAGAGAUCUAUGCUCUCUGGCGGCCGGGAAGCCGAGUCCCCAUCCUGCGUCGGUUCUAUCGUUUCGGCAGCAUGAACCUUCUGGUCUCUGCAGGAUGCGCAGUGGCUUAUUUCUCAUCGUUGGCGGUGCUCAUCAUGGAUGCAGUCGCGGGCACCAGAUUCAGUGCUCCUAGCACGACGUACUUUGACUCGGUCGUCUUUUUGACCCUCUUCAUCCUCGCUGGUCGGUUUUUGGAGGCAUACAGCAAAUCCAAAACCGGUGAUGCAGUCACAUCUCUGGGCAGCCUUCGACCUUCAGAGGCACUCCUGGUUGAGAAUACACCCGACUCCAACGAAGACAGUACUGGAAUUCAGCGGAUCAAUGUGGAUCUUCUCGAGAUUGGGGAUAUCGUCAGCAUUCCCCAUGGCGCAUCUCCGCCGGCGGAUGGAGUCAUAACCGAUACCGCACCCAGCCAGUUCGACGAAAGUUCCUUGACGGGAGAAUCGAAACCAGUCAAGAAAUCCAUUGAUGAUCCGGUCUACACUGGCUCCGUGAACGUCGGCCAGCCGGUUCGGAUCCGAAUCACCGAGCUCGGCGGAUCAUCCAUGCUUGACCGGAUCAUUGCAGUUGUGCGCGAGGGUCAAAGCAAGCGUGCACCCCUUGAGCGGAUUGCAGACCUGCUCACCUCGCAUUUCGUUCCCCUGAUCACUCUGAUCGCUGUCACAACGUUCAUCAUCUGGCUUGCCCUCGGACACUCCGGUGUGCUUCCUGCGGACUAUCUGGAUGUGGAGCACGGCGGUUGGACUUUCUGGAGCCUGGAGUUUGCCAUUGCGGUGUUUGUGGUAGCAUGUCCCUGCGGGUUGGCGCUUGCUGCCCCUACCGCGCUCUUUGUCGGAGGAGGCUUGGCGGCAAAGCAUGGGAUUCUGGUCAAGGGAGGCGGAGAAGCUUUCCAGGAAGCUUCGCGGCUUGAUGCUAUUGUCUUUGACAAAACUGGUACUCUUACUGAAGGAGGUAGUCUGAAGGUCUCGGAACAUGAGAUUUUGACCAAAGACAAUGCCCUCCUCGAAGUCGCAUGGACACUGGCGAGCAAGCUGGAGGAGAGCAGCAAUCACCCAAUUGCUCAGGCUAUUGCGGACUUCUGCAAACCUGAGAAACCAAUCUCUAUCAUAUCCACUGACAUCCGCGAGGUCUCCGGCCAGGGCAUGAAGGGUGUUUUCACCGUAGCAGAAGAUCAGUCUACCAUGCGAUACGAAGCAGCAAUCGGCAACGAGCGUCUUCUGCACAGUUUGAUUUCUUCCGAAGAAACAGACACAUAUUUUAUUUCAAACCUGCUCUCCAAAUUUCAAUCAGCUGGCAACUCGACCGCCAUCCUCUCCCUCCGCCGACUUGAUUCUCCGUCAUCCCAAUUCAUACCCGCCAUCAUCUUCGCCACCUCCGACACCCUGCGCCCUGAAGCCGUCCAGGUCAUCUCCCAGCUGCACAAACGCCGCGUCGACGUCUUCAUGUGUACAGGCGACAACCAGACCACAGCACAUGCAGUCGCCGAUAUGCUGGGCAUCUCCCGCUCCAACGUGAUGGCCAACGUCCUCCCAGCCGAGAAGGCGACUUUCGUCCGCCAGAUCCAGGAAGGAUCCCUGCGCUCUCCAAGCUCAACAACAACAGACGCCAGAAAGAAGACCACGAAAGAGAGUAACACAGCACGACCCAUCGUCGCCUUCGUCGGCGACGGCAUAAACGACUCCCCCGCGCUAGCAGCUGCAGACGUUAGCAUCGCGAUGGCCUCGGGCUCCGACGUGGCCAUCAACUCUGCAGGCUUCAUCCUGCUAAACUCCGACCUCAGCACGAUUCUCCAGCUCGUCGUGCUUAGCAGGCGCGUCUUCAAUCGUGUGCGCAUGAACUUUGGCUGGGCCCUCGUGUACAAUCUCUGCCUGGUCCCUGUGGCCGCGGGGGUCUUUUAUCCGAUUGUCAGUGGUCAUCACCAGAUGACGGGGGCGGGAGGGCAGGCCGUUCGCGUUGAUGAUCAUUGGAGACUCAGUCCCGUGUGGGCGGCGCUCGCUAUGGCGCUGAGCAGUAUUUCGGUUGUGUUGAGUAGUUUGGCGUUGAGGAUUGAUUGGGAGGAUGUGAAGAAGAUGUUUGGGCGGAAGAAGUCAUGA
Molecule: messenger RNA, 3810 nt
Organism: Penicillium riverlandense
Lineage: Eukaryota; Fungi; Ascomycota; Eurotiomycetes; Eurotiales; Aspergillaceae
Product: putative copper resistance-associated P-type ATPase
Exons: 1
Coding region: 1-3810 (1269 amino acids)
Biological process (GO): copper ion homeostasis; monoatomic cation transport
Cellular component (GO): membrane
Molecular function (GO): ATP hydrolysis activity; P-type divalent copper transporter activity; ATP binding
Source: RefSeq, a predicted model, not a curated record